Messenger RNA from Miscanthus lutarioriparius, 876 nucleotides. The record is from the annotation of a GenBank genome assembly. Lineage: Eukaryota; Viridiplantae; Streptophyta; Magnoliopsida; Poales; Poaceae.
AUGGCGGCGACGAGCUGUUCCAUGGCACGGCGGCCGCGCACCGUCCGGACGACGAGGUGCGACGGGCGGGGGCAGUUGAUCGCGCCCGACGGGUACGGGUACUGCGAGGAGGCGUCGCGCAUGUGCGCGGGCGACGGAGGCGCGGACUGCGAGAGCGAGAGCUUGGACUUGGCGACGUCGUCGAGCUCCUCCUCGGGCAGCGAGGACGCCCCGCUGAGCUUCUUGACGAUGCAUCCGACGCGGCCGCGCGGCGAGCCGGUGUCGGAGUCGGAGGCGGAGGCCGGGUCGGCGGCGGUGCCGGGGCGCGGCGUGGCGGGGCCGACGGCCUCGAUCUCGCGCCAGCGCUGGAUGAGCGACGAGGCCCGGGGCCCCGCGGGCGGGAGCUCGGAGGGCGCGCUAGCGGCGGCGAAGGAGGGUGCCGUGGAGGAGGCGUCGGAGGGCGCCGGGGACGGCUCCCGGAAGACGGCGGCGCGCGCGGCGACGGGGCGCGUGGCGGACGCGAGCUCGGACAGCUCGGCGUCCCUGGCGCGGCGGCGCUGGUCGGCGGGCUCCGGCGCGGCGCUGGCCGUGACGGCGGCGGCGGCCGCCGCCCAGCGGUCCAGGAUUUGGCGGCGGCGCCUGGGCGUGGGCUCGCUGGCGGAGGAGGAUGCGGAGCCCGCGGCGGCGGCGUCGGGGGAGGAGACGAGGAUGUUGAAGAAGCCCCUGGACGGGGUGGGGCGGGAGGGGUCCCUCCAUGAGGAGGACUCGUGGGGCAUGGCGGCCACCGAAGAGGCCAUGGCCGUGGGAAAUGGAAAUGGGGCGGGAGGCAGGGCGGGGGGAGAGGGAAGCCGCGCCCGAGCUGAGGGGAACGGCGGGCGGACGCGUGUGCGGUGGUAG